Cannabis sativa is the source of this 2097-nucleotide messenger RNA. RefSeq lists its product as uncharacterized. The coding region runs from base 1 to 2097 and encodes 698 amino acids. The record is from RefSeq and is a predicted model, not a curated record. The transcript is spliced from 2 exons. NCBI's taxonomy places the organism in Eukaryota, Viridiplantae, Streptophyta, Magnoliopsida, Rosales, Cannabaceae.
AUGAACGAGCAAGAAGAAGACCUUGAACUUGCUCCUAUUGACCCCGAAAUUGAACGCACUUUCAGACAAAGAAGGAAGGAACAAAAGGCUAAAAAAUGCUGCAAUAUGGCCGAUGGGUUUGAAGUUGGGGGUGCUAAUAAUGAAGCUAACCCUAUUGCUUUGGCCGAUGAUAGAGCCCGAGCAAUAAGAGAGUAUGCAGCCCCUAUGUUCAAUGAGCUAAAUCCGGGUAUUGUGAGACCCGAAAUCCAAGCACCUCACUUUGAGCUCAAGCCUGUCAUGUUUCAAAUGCUCCAAACGCUACAAGGAGUAAGUGAAGAGGCUUUAAGAUUGAAGUUGUUCCCAUUUUCCUUGAGGGAUCGAGCUAGAGCAUGGCUUAAUACUCUUCCUCCCGAUUCGGUGACUAAUUGGAAUGACUUGGCUGAAAAAUUCUUGAGAAAGUACUUUCCUCCAACAAGAAAUGCAAAGUUUCGAAGCGAGAUCAUGUCAUUUCAACAAUUGGAAGACGAGACUACUAGUGAUGCAUGGGAAAGAUUCAAAGAGUUGUUGAGGAAGUGCCCACACCAUGGUAUUCCUCAUUGUAUCCAACUUGAGAUAUUUUACAAUGGUCUCAAUGCGGCAUCUAGGAUGGUGUUGGACGCUUCGGCUAAUGGAGCUAUCCUUUCCAAGUCUUACAAUGAAGCUUUUGAGAUUUUGGAAAGGAUAGCUAGCAACAACUAUCAAUGGUCAACUAAUAGAGCUCCCACAAGUCGAAAGGUAGCGGGUGUUCUUGAGGUAGAUGCUUUGACCGCUCUAACCGCUCAAAUGGCCUCAAUGACCAACAUUUUGAAGAAUAUGAAUAUGGGAGGAAGUGUACAACCAGCCGCUGCCAUUCAAAGGGCAGAAAUUUCUUGUGUGUAUUGUGGUGAUGGGCAUACUUUUGAAAAUUGCCCUUCAAAUCUAGCUUCGGUUUGCUAUGUGGGUAAUCAAAACUUCAACCGCAACAACAAUCCAUACUCAAACUCCUACAAUCCGGCAUGGAAGCAUCAUCCGAACUUUUCAUGGGGAGGUCAAGGGGCAAGUUCAAGUGGAGCACAACAAGCACAAAGAAAGCAAUCAUUUCCACCAGGUUUUUCUCAACAACCAAGACCUCAACAAUCACACCAACCUCAAGGCUCUCAAACUAGUUCUUUGGAGAGUUUAAUGAGAGAUUAUAUGGCCAAGAAUGACGCUGUAAUUCAAAGCCAGACAGCAUCUCUUCGGAAUCUUGAAGUUCAAUUGGGGCAAUUGGCCAAUGAUUUGAAGAAUAGACCACAAGGCACUUUGCCUAGUGACACCGAAAACCCAAGAAGAGAUGGCAAAGAACAUUGCAAAGCGGUAACCUUGAGAAGUGGAAAAAUUGAGUCAAAUGUGGCUGCAACAGGCAGUAAAGAGCCCUCUUCAAUCCAAAAAGAGGGGGAAAUGAAGAAAAAACUAGCAAUUUCAGCUGCUGAAAUUCCCCGAGCAGUUACAGCAUCCAGUCAGCAUUCUGCUGCAGAAAAGUCUUUGCAAAAGCCACCGCCACCAUUUCCUCAACGGUUCAAGAAGCAACAAGAUGAUGGUCAAUUCUGGAGAUUCCUUGAUGUUCUAAAGCAGCUCCACAUCAAUAUACCAUUAGUGGAACCUUUGGAGCAAAUGCCAACUUAUGUGAAGUUUUUGAAGGAUAUUUUGACAAAGAAAAGGAGGCUUGGCGAGUUUGAAACGGUUGCUUUGACGGAGGGCUGUAGUGCUAUGUUGAAAAGUAAAAUCCCGCCCAAAUUGAAAGAUCCGGGCAGCUUUACAAUUCCAAUUUCUAUUGGGGGUCGAGAGGUUGGAAGAGCUCUUUGUGACUUGGGAGCUAGCAUUAAUCUCAUGCCUGUGUCCAUUUUUAGGAAGUUGGGAAUUGGAGAAGCAAGGCCAACCACCGUCACUUUGCAAUUAGCGGAUCGUUCCAUGGCGCAUCCGGAAGGGAAGAUUGAAGAUGUGUUGGUGCAAGUGGAUAAGUUUAUUUUUUUGGCGGAUUCAUUAUCCUUGACUAUGAGGCCGAUAGAGAAGUCCCUAUUAUUUUGGGAAGGCCAUUCCUCGCAACCGGAAGAACUUUGA